Messenger RNA from Ailuropoda melanoleuca (giant panda), 507 nucleotides. Its product is annotated as platelet glycoprotein VI-like. The record is from RefSeq and is a predicted model, not a curated record. Gene Ontology annotation, biological process: immune response-regulating signaling pathway. Gene Ontology annotation, cellular component: plasma membrane. The transcript has 2 exons. NCBI's taxonomy places the organism in Eukaryota, Metazoa, Chordata, Mammalia, Carnivora, Ursidae. Bases 10 to 396 code for a protein of 128 amino acids.
UAUUAUAUUAUGUUAGCCUUUGGUGCUUUUCUUCUCCGCUCAGGGCUGUGUCUGCAGCAGGUGAUUCCAGCUCAGCCAGGCCUGCUGCCCAAGCCCUCCCUCCAGGCCCUGCCUGGCUCCCUAGUGCCCCUGAAGACGCAGGUGACCAUCCGCUGCCAGGGGCCUCCGGGCGCAGACUUGUACCGCCUGGAAAAGCUGAGGUCCGGGAUUUACCAGGAUCAGCCCGUCCUCUUCAUCCCGGCCAUGGAGGAACGUUUUGCGGGCUGUUACCGCUGCUCCUACCAGAACGGGAGCCGCUGGUCUCCUCCCAGCGACCGGUUGGAGCUGGUCGCUACAGGUGCCUGGAGGGGUGUGGGGGGCGGCUGCACCUGCGGCCUGGGGGCCCCAGGAGGGUGAGGAGGGGGAUGAUGAUGACAGAGAACCCCGAGACCCAGGGGCUGGGAUUGGGGUGGGGAGUAAAGUGCGAGCUACUUUUAGGCGAGGUGCCCCAAACCGCAGGGAUCCCCA